Molecule: messenger RNA, 2509 nt
Organism: Sitodiplosis mosellana (orange wheat blossom midge)
Lineage: Eukaryota; Metazoa; Arthropoda; Insecta; Diptera; Cecidomyiidae
Product: glycosylated lysosomal membrane protein B-like
Exons: 6
Coding region: 304-1506 (400 amino acids)
Cellular component (GO): lysosome
Source: RefSeq, a predicted model, not a curated record
AAACACACAAACAGACUGGCUGUUUGUAGUGUAUAUCAAUCGUUGUGAUAUGGUCAUAUUCCAUUUAUUGAACACUUGCUGUUCAGUAGUUCAUAGUCUAAUCACCGUCCUAUGAAUAACAAUUCGAUCUUACUCUCAAUUUUUUUUACGACCUAAAUCAAAGAAAGACCACUUUUUUGGAUCUGACCACCGACUGUGCCUUUUUUUAGAAAUCAUUUUUUUGAUCUAAAUACCAAUACAUUCUUUUGUUAUCAUUUUUCAACGAAGAUAACGAGGCGUGCAUCGUAAGAUAAACGAUUAAAAAUGGGAAAAUUAAACAUUUUUAGAUCGUUUGGGCUGUUGAUAGCCUUGUCAGUGUUUGGUUUAAUGCUUGUUGACGCAGCUAAACGGAAUUUAAGUGCCCAAUUGAACCCAGGCUGUCCAGAUAGCAUUUGUGAGAGUAUAUUCGAAGAUGAGAAAAUAACCGUAGUUCAUGUACAAGCCGAAGGUGACAACGAUACACUGCAUUAUAUUUGGGACUUGAGCCGUCAGCCAACCGUGCUAGUCGCACUGUGCGAACGCAAUACAAAUGUCACCAUCGGAUAUAAUGGAACCGUCAAGGAUGCAGACAGUAUUCAAUUUUCGAAUAAACCAAAGUAUACAAUGUCAUUUGUAUUGACCAAGGUUUUCAUUUUCAACGAUAUCAAAGAUCAGGCAUCAAUAAUUGGGGUUAAUACAUCGAACAUUGAAACCAUUGACACGAAAUAUCUCACAUGGACUCGAGAAAAUUUCACCGAAUCAACGGGUGAAGUGAAAGUUGCCGUUAGCGGUAAAAAUGAUUCUUUGAUUGGAUGCGAUGGUGUCAUUAAUUUAAAGCUCAAAUGCUACGGUGAAGAAGAUCAUGAUUCGGAUAUCCCGCAUUUGAUCCACUCAAUCAAUGUGACCCAAGUCGAUAUCGAAUUCAUUAAUUUGACAUCGAAUAAAACGUUCGAGUCGCCACGCAUUGCAGCCGAAUUCGUACUUGUUGCCAGCGAAUCGCCAAAGAAUCCGUUCAACAUCACCAAACGUAAGACUGUCGAUGAUGAACACACACCAGGCACAUUCACUCUUGUUGAUAUCAUUACACCUGGUGAAACCCAAGGAAGCUACAUGCAAUACCGUCCGAUAAGCUACACUGAAGAUAGUCGUGACAUUACCGCCAAGACGGAUGUUCAGGUGAACGAGCCCGUUUUCAUUGCAGAUGCAAAAUCCUACUUGAACUCAUCACUGGCAUACUCGUACUAUGGCAAUACCCUUGACAAAAAUUUGGUGCAAUCGUUCAAUAUUUCAUUCGGACAGACACAAGACAAAUUCUAUUCGCUGACCAACUAUACCACAUGGACAUUUGUUUUGGGCUAUGGAACGGCACCACCAGAGCGUGUAUCCAUGUUCAUUGCCAUUUUGGCGUGCAUUGGCCUGGGAAUACCGUUGCUGCUUUUAAUUAUUGGCGGUAUUUACUUGGCCGUUAAGCGAAUGCGAAACUGUUGAAUUAAUUGCUCACCAGUUUGAAAAGUCUGAUAAACCAAAUGAAAUCCAGUGCAAUGAUUAGCCAUAAUCUCUGCUAGUUUCAAUUUUGCCUUCAAUUUAUAAAACAUUCUCGAAAACUAAUUAUUUUUAAUAACAUUUCUGAAUUUCAACUAAGAAUGGUUAAUUAAAAUUGUAUGAACGAAAUUUGAUGUUUAAAUGAAAAUGAAGAAAACACAACAAAUUGGAAUUAAUUCAACCACCGUCAAUUAAAAUAAUCAACUCUUGGCAUAUAUAUUAUAUAUAGACUAAAUUCGACAUACAUUGAACCAACGAAUUUGAUAUUUAGAAAUAAUUUAUUUUUUGAAUGGAAAAUAGAUGAGAAAAUGAAUUUUCAAAAACAAACCGACCAAAAGUUUGUUAGCUAAUACACUGUAUUGCAUACGAGGGGGUUUUAUUUCAACAAUAUUUAUCCCAGUUGGUCAAACGUAUGCCUAAUCUGCAAUAAAGCAUUUUCGAAUGAAACUUAAGCUCUCUCUCUCUCAUUUUAAUAAGUUUUGGUUAAAUAAGUUUUUCGUAUAAUUUAUAUAUGAACCAAUCAACAGUACAAACACACUGCAAAUGCACCAACCCAAACUUAGACUAUAGUACUUCACUGUACCGGUAUAAAAUAACAAUUGUAAUAAAAAGACCUCGAAGAACAGUUGUAAAAUUGUGGCUUAUGUACGUCAAAAGCACUAUAAUGAAUGAAUGAAUGGACGUUCGUUAGUUGUGAUAUAUUAAGAAAAUGCGUUGUGAGGUUGGAAACUGGAUAAAACCAUGAAUUUUACGAUGGAAAUGAUAAAUUUGUUUAUAAAUGGCUGUUAAUUAAAUGGUUUUGCUGGAAUUCAAUCUUUGCUCAGAGCUUUUGAGAGUGUUUAAAACCACAUAUUCUUACACAUAAGCAAAUAUUGUUGUUAGAAUGUUUUGGUUUAUUUUAUGAUGAAAUUCAAUAAAAGCUGUUGAUUUGUACACACACACACAAGUG